CAAGCCUCACUUUGCUUGAAGUCUGUCACAUUCACACACACGCCUGUCUCAAGGACCUAACACAUUCCUGUACUGUCUGAAUAACAAGCUCCUCACAGGGACUACAGGCAACACUGCGUUCAAAGGCCAUGUCAUUUGACCAGGACAUCUGUUACCUCUGCAAGGAGGAUCUGAGGGACCCAGUGUCCAUCCCAUGUGGACACGUCUUCUGCUCCAUCUGCCUCAAGACCUACUGGGACCACACCGACCCCUCAGGCCAGUUCCUAUGUCCGCAGUGCCGCGUGUCGUACAACAAGAGGCCGACGCCGCGGCGCAUGCAGUCUACCCGCAGCAGCACCUCGGGGCCCAGGCAGUCGGAUCCUGUCCCGCCUCCACCUCCGUCACCCGACUACAACUACGCGGGCCCCCGCGACGUGGCGUGCGACAUCUGCAUCGGCAAGAAGCUCAAGGCGGUCAAGUCAUGCCUGAUGUGCCUGGCGUCGUACUGCGACAAGCACCUGAAGCCCCACUACGAGUCGGCCACCUUCAAGAGGCACAAACUGGUGGACGAGAUCGGCCACCUGGACCGACAGAUCUGCCCGCAGCACCAGAAGGGCCUGGAGCUCUACUGCCGCACCGAUCAGAUGUGCAUCUGCGUGUUGUGCACCGUCAAGGAGCACAAGGGUCACGACAUGGUGGCGGCCGAACAGGAACGCAGCGAGAUGCAGCAACGUUUGGGAGCCACACAAGCUGAGAUUCAGGAGAAGAUCCAUGACAGAGUGAAACAGAUGGAGGAGCUGAAACAAGCUGUGGAUUCACUAAAGAACUCAGCACAGCGGGCCCUGCAGGAGAGCGAGAAGCUGUUUGGGGACAUGCUCCAUGCCAUUGAGCGCAUGCAGCAGGAGAUGGCCAAGCUGAUCUCGUCCAACAAGAAGGCGGCGCUGAACACGGCGGAGAGCCACAUGGACCGGCUGAGCCAGGAGAUCGCGGACCUGAAGCGCCGGGACAAUGAGCUGACGCAGCUCUCGCGCACUGAGGACCACAUUCACUUCAUCCAGAGUUACCACAUGCUGCUAGCCCAGACAGAUGCAGAGGAGCUGCCCUCGGUCAGCGUGAACCCCUACUUUUCUUUUGGCUCCGUCACCAAGACCGUCUCAGAGCUGAAGCAGCACCUCAAUGAGUACGCCAAUGAAGAGCUGGUCAAGGUGGCCACCACAGUCAACAAAAUGCCCUUCUGUCAGCUUGAGGACCAAAAGAGGAGGAAGACUAUGAAGGCUGAUGAAGUUGACGUGUACAAGACCCAGCGGAGCCUGAGUCAAGCACCCCGCAGCAAGGCACCACGCACAAGGGAUGAAUUUCUCCAAUAUGCCUGCCAGCUAACUCUAGACCCUAACACAGCAUACAAACAGCUCUACAUCUCCCGAGGCAACCGCAAAGCAGCGCUGAAGAGGGACGCCCAGAACUACAGCGACAGCGCCCAGCGAUUCGACUGCCUGCCCCAGGUGCUGUGCAAGGAGUCAUUGUCGGGCGGCGCCUACUACUGGGAGGUAGAGUGGAGCGGCGAAGGAGCCUCCAUUGGCGUCACCUACAAAGGCAUCAAGAGGACGGGCUACGGUGACUUGGCCCGCAUCGGAUACAACCGCAAGUCCUGGGGCCUCUUCUGCUCUGACUCUAGCUAUUCAGCGCGGCACGGCAAAGACCAAACGGAGAUCAACGCCCCCUACGCCUCGCGGAUCGGUGUGUUCCUGGACUAUGACGGAGGCACCCUCUCCUUCUACAACGUGUCUGAGGACAUGUCGCUCAUCCAUCAGUUCAAAGCUUCCUUCAGCGAGCCUCUGUACCCCGGCUUCUGGGUUUGGUACGAGUCGGCUGUUACUAUUAGCCAGCUUUAGGUCUGUUGUGGUGUUGGGGAGAGAAGAAAAGUUUAAUGUAUUUUUUAAAAAAUAAUGAUAUUAUACAUAGAAAUAUUCAAAUGUGAUUUUUUUAAAAAAUAUGCAUUUUUUAAAUUUUCGUAAAUUUAGUCAUAUAAUAUCUUGUCAAAGUAGUUGUAAAUGUAUUAUUGAAUGUAGUAACAAUAUUCGCAGGGCACGUGGUCAUGUCAGCAAAUUUUGCUGACAUUAUAACUCUAAUAAAGUAAACAUACUGUUUAUCUGUCAAGUGUAAUUAUAAUUUUUAUACAAAUCUUUUUUUUAUUAAUAUAAAAACCAGCGAUUAUAAUA
Messenger RNA from Electrophorus electricus (electric eel), 2198 nucleotides. It is a transcript of the gene ftr83, whose product is annotated as finTRIM family, member 83. NCBI's taxonomy places the organism in Eukaryota, Metazoa, Chordata, Actinopteri, Gymnotiformes, Gymnotidae. The record is from RefSeq and is a predicted model, not a curated record. Gene Ontology annotation, molecular function: zinc ion binding; protein binding.